UGCACGAGAAUGACGGACUCCGCCGGCCCAGACCCCGCCACCGUCCCGGAUCAGGCGGUUGUGGAUCCCGCGGUGGUACGGAACGGCCAGCGCGAGCAGCAGCCCGAGACGGGGAGCGAGAGAGAAGUCGUCAAGAUGGACCAAGAGAUGAGGAUCACCGACAGCAUCGAGGACCAAGGUCUUCUGGAGAGCAGCAUGCGCCUGAAGCCCCACGAAGCGCAGAGCUACCGCAGGAAGGCGCUGUGGGUAUCCUGGGUGUCCAUCGUGGUGACCAUGGCUCUGGCCAUAGCCGCGUUCACUGUUUCCAUAAUGCGACACAGUGCCUCGGCUUUUGGAUUCGCUUUUGACGCCACGCUGGACGUGCUGUCCUCCAUCAUCGUGCUGUGGCGGUACAGCAACGCCGCGGCGGUUCACUCGGCGCACCGCGAGUACAUAGCCUGUGUGGUCCUAGGUGUGGUUUUCAUCCUGUCCUCCCUGUGCAUCCUGGGAAAGGCCAUCCAUGAUCUGGCAACCAAGCUGCUCCCAGAAGUGGAUGACUUCCUGUUCAGUGUGUCCAUCGUCAGUGGCCUGUUGUGCAUCAUCCUGGCUGUGAUCAAGUUUAUGCUUGGAAAGGUUCUCACCAGCAGAGCCCUUAUCACGGAUGGGUUCAACUCCCUGGUGGGGGGAAUCAUGGGCUUCUCCAUCCUCAUCAGCGCCGAGGUCUUCAAGCACGAGCCCAACGUGUGGUACCUGGACGGCACGACGGGCGUCCUCAUCGGCCUCGUCAUCCUGGCCUACGGAGUCAAGCUGUUGGUGGACAUGGUGCCGCGGGUCCGUCAAACCAGGAACUACGAGCGCUUUGAGUGA
Molecule: messenger RNA, 846 nt
Organism: Lampris incognitus (smalleye Pacific opah)
Lineage: Eukaryota; Metazoa; Chordata; Actinopteri; Lampriformes; Lampridae
Product: transmembrane protein 163-like
Exons: 8
Coding region: 10-846 (278 amino acids)
Cellular component (GO): synaptic vesicle membrane
Molecular function (GO): zinc ion binding
Source: RefSeq, a predicted model, not a curated record